AAAGAUGUCCAUCAAAUGUUUACAGCUUAUAUUUAUGCGCUCUAUCACGCCGGGAAUUUCGAUCGGUUAUUUGAGGUAAUUGGGAGAUCGAGAUUCGAUGAACGAUAUUACAAAGAAUUGCAAGAAAUAUGGUACAAAGCCAGAUACAAGGAGAACGAAUCCAAGCGCGGGAAGGAAUUGGGCGCUGUGGAGAAGUACCGAUUACGACGAAAAUAUCCUCCUCCUCGAAGCAUUUGGGAUGGCCAAGAAACUAUAUACUCAUUCAAAGAGAACAGCCGAAAGUACCUAAAGCAAUUCUAUAAACAAAAUCAGUAUCCCACGUUGGAUCAGAAAAAAGAAAUAUCAAGAGCGACAGACUUAGAGAUUGUGCAGAUCUCGAACUGGUUCAAGAAUCGUCGUCAGCGCGACAAGACGAGAAUGGAAUGUGCACAGUAUGGGAGGCCGCAGAUGAUGCAGCUGCAAACACUUGCCUACGGCAACCUGCCGCUGAACAUGAACAUCAACAUGCCCUACUCCUGCAAAAUGGAAUGA
Molecule: messenger RNA, 531 nt
Organism: Angiostrongylus costaricensis
Lineage: Eukaryota; Metazoa; Nematoda; Chromadorea; Rhabditida; Metastrongylidae
Source: the annotation of a GenBank genome assembly